AUGAUCGUCUGUACUUUCAAUGCACGUACGCUAGCAUCAGAUGCAUCCAUCGAGGACCUGAUGGUACAAGCGCGAAUGAUCAAGUAUGACAUCAUUGGUCUGACCGAGACAAGAAGGCAUGAAUCUCACCAUGCCGUUUUCGACACUGGAGAAGAAUUGUUCCUCGGAACAUGCGAUAAAAGAGGUGUUGGAGGCGUCGGUGUCCUUGUCAACACAAACUUGGCUAAGAGCAUUGAUUCAUUCGAAUGCCUAACAACCCGAAUCGGACGUUUACAUUUGAAUAGAUGUGGCUCACUGCCUGCAGUUUCUAUCUUCAUUGUCUACACACCAACAUCUCAUUAUGAUGAAAGAGAAAUCGAGAAGUUCUACAUGGAGCUAGAGAAGUUCUAUAAAGAAGACCACACCUUCUACAAGAUCAUUGUGGGUGAUUUUAAUGCCAAGAUAGGACCUAGAAGAUCAGCUGAAGAACUUCACAUCGGGACCCAUGGCCUAGAAUGGAACGAACAGGGUGAGAGACUGUCUGAGUUCAUCAUGUCGACCAAGACCAUUCAUGGUAACUCACAGUUCUAG
Sorex fumeus (smoky shrew) is the source of this 570-nucleotide messenger RNA. Its product is annotated as craniofacial development protein 2-like. Gene Ontology annotation, molecular function: catalytic activity. The transcript has a single exon. NCBI's taxonomy places the organism in Eukaryota, Metazoa, Chordata, Mammalia, Eulipotyphla, Soricidae. Bases 1 to 570 code for a protein of 189 amino acids. The record is from RefSeq and is a predicted model, not a curated record.